This is a messenger RNA of Gigantopelta aegis, 4430 nucleotides long. RefSeq lists its product as uncharacterized. The transcript has 2 exons. NCBI's taxonomy places the organism in Eukaryota, Metazoa, Mollusca, Gastropoda, Neomphalida, Peltospiridae. Bases 9 to 4430 code for a protein of 1473 amino acids. The record is from RefSeq and is a predicted model, not a curated record.
CCAACGAGAUGCUCACCCACCUUGGAACUGCUGCAAUAAGGAAAUUAAAACCUAGAAAGUCGCCAGGACCAGAUGGUAUUUCCAACGAGAUGCUCACCCACCUUGGAACUGCUGCAAUAAGGAAAUUAAAACCUAGAAAGUCGCCAGGACCAGAUGGUAUUUCCAACGAGAUGCUCACCCACCUUGGAACUGCUGCAAUAAGGAAAUUAAAACCUAGAAAGUCGCCAGGACCAGAUGGUAUUUCCAACGAGAUGCUCACCCACCUUGGAACUGCUGCAAUAAGGAAAUUAAAACCUAGAAAGUCGCCAGGACCAGAUGGUAUUUCCAACGAGAUGCUCACCCACCUUGGAACUGCUGCAAUAAGGAAAUUAAAACCUAGAAAGUCGCCAGGACCAGAUGGUAUUUCCAACGAGAUGCUCACCCACCUUGGAACUGCUGCAAUAAGGAAAUUAAAACCUAGAAAGUCGCCAGGACCAGAUGGUAUUUCCAACGAGAUGCUCACCCACCUUGGAACUGCUGCAAUAAGGAAAUUAAAACCUAGAAAGUCGCCAGGACCAGAUGGUAUUUCCAACGAGAUGCUCACCCACCUUGGAACUGCUGCAAUAAGGAAAUUAAAACCUAGAAAGUCGCCAGGACCAGAUGGUAUUUCCAACGAGAUGCUCACCCACCUUGGAACUGCUGCAAUAAGGAAAUUAAAACCUAGAAAGUCGCCAGGACCAGAUGGUAUUUCCAACGAGAUGCUCACCCACCUUGGAACUGCUGCAAUAAGGAAAUUAAAACCUAGAAAGUCGCCAGGACCAGAUGGUAUUUCCAACGAGAUGCUCACCCACCUUGGAACUGCUGCAAUAAGGAAAUUAAAACCUAGAAAGUCGCCAGGACCAGAUGGUAUUUCCAACGAGAUGCUCACCCACCUUGGAACUGCUGCAAUAAGGAAAUUAAAACCUAGAAAGUCGCCAGGACCAGAUGGUAUUUCCAACGAGAUGCUCACCCACCUUGGAACUGCUGCAAUAAGGAAAUUAAAACCUAGAAAGUCGCCAGGACCAGAUGGUAUUUCCAACGAGAUGCUCACCCACCUUGGAACUGCUGCAAUAAGGAAAUUAAAACCUAGAAAGUCGCCAGGACCAGAUGGUAUUUCCAACGAGAUGCUCACCCACCUUGGAACUGCUGCAAUAAGGAAAUUAAAACCUAGAAAGUCGCCAGGACCAGAUGGUAUUUCCAACGAGAUGCUCACCCACCUUGGAACUGCUGCAAUAAGGAAAUUAAAACCUAGAAAGUCGCCAGGACCAGAUGGUAUUUCCAACGAGAUGCUCACCCACCUUGGAACUGCUGCAAUAAGGAAAUUAAAACCUAGAAAGUCGCCAGGACCAGAUGGUAUUUCCAACGAGAUGCUCACCCACCUUGGAACUGCUGCAAUAAGGAAAUUAAAACCUAGAAAGUCGCCAGGACCAGAUGGUAUUUCCAACGAGAUGCUCACCCACCUUGGAACUGCUGCAAUAAGGAAAUUAAAACCUAGAAAGUCGCCAGGACCAGAUGGUAUUUCCAACGAGAUGCUCACCCACCUUGGAACUGCUGCAAUAAGGAAAUUAAAACCUAGAAAGUCGCCAGGACCAGAUGGUAUUUCCAACGAGAUGCUCACCCACCUUGGAACUGCUGCAAUAAGGAAAUUAAAACCUAGAAAGUCGCCAGGACCAGAUGGUAUUUCCAACGAGAUGCUCACCCACCUUGGAACUGCUGCAAUAAGGAAAUUAAAACCUAGAAAGUCGCCAGGACCAGAUGGUAUUUCCAACGAGAUGCUCACCCACCUUGGAACUGCUGCAAUAAGGAAAUUAAAACCUAGAAAGUCGCCAGGACCAGAUGGUAUUUCCAACGAGAUGCUCACCCACCUUGGAACUGCUGCAAUAAGGAAAUUAAAACCUAGAAAGUCGCCAGGACCAGAUGGUAUUUCCAACGAGAUGCUCACCCACCUUGGAACUGCUGCAAUAAGGAAAUUAAAACCUAGAAAGUCGCCAGGACCAGAUGGUAUUUCCAACGAGAUGCUCACCCACCUUGGAACUGCUGCAAUAAGGAAAUUAAAACCUAGAAAGUCGCCAGGACCAGAUGGUAUUUCCAACGAGAUGCUCACCCACCUUGGAACUGCUGCAAUAAGGAAAUUAAAACCUAGAAAGUCGCCAGGACCAGAUGGUAUUUCCAACGAGAUGCUCACCCACCUUGGAACUGCUGCAAUAAGGAAAUUAAAACCUAGAAAGUCGCCAGGACCAGAUGGUAUUUCCAACGAGAUGCUCACCCACCUUGGAACUGCUGCAAUAAGGAAAUUAAAACCUAGAAAGUCGCCAGGACCAGAUGGUAUUUCCAACGAGAUGCUCACCCACCUUGGAACUGCUGCAAUAAGGAAAUUAAAACCUAGAAAGUCGCCAGGACCAGAUGGUAUUUCCAACGAGAUGCUCACCCACCUUGGAACUGCUGCAAUAAGGAAAUUAAAACCUAGAAAGUCGCCAGGACCAGAUGGUAUUUCCAACGAGAUGCUCACCCACCUUGGAACUGCUGCAAUAAGGAAAUUAAAACCUAGAAAGUCGCCAGGACCAGAUGGUAUUUCCAACGAGAUGCUCACCCACCUUGGAACUGCUGCAAUAAGGAAAUUAAAACCUAGAAAGUCGCCAGGACCAGAUGGUAUUUCCAACGAGAUGCUCACCCACCUUGGAACUGCUGCAAUAAGGAAAUUAAAACCUAGAAAGUCGCCAGGACCAGAUGGUAUUUCCAACGAGAUGCUCACCCACCUUGGAACUGCUGCAAUAAGGAAAUUAAAACCUAGAAAGUCGCCAGGACCAGAUGGUAUUUCCAACGAGAUGCUCACCCACCUUGGAACUGCUGCAAUAAGGAAAUUAAAACCUAGAAAGUCGCCAGGACCAGAUGGUAUUUCCAACGAGAUGCUCACCCACCUUGGAACUGCUGCAAUAAGGAAAUUAAAACCUAGAAAGUCGCCAGGACCAGAUGGUAUUUCCAACGAGAUGCUCACCCACCUUGGAACUGCUGCAAUAAGGAAAUUAAAACCUAGAAAGUCGCCAGGACCAGAUGGUAUUUCCAACGAGAUGCUCACCCACCUUGGAACUGCUGCAAUAAGGAAAUUAAAACCUAGAAAGUCGCCAGGACCAGAUGGUAUUUCCAACGAGAUGCUCACCCACCUUGGAACUGCUGCAAUAAGGAAAUUAAAACCUAGAAAGUCGCCAGGACCAGAUGGUAUUUCCAACGAGAUGCUCACCCACCUUGGAACUGCUGCAAUAAGGAAAUUAAAACCUAGAAAGUCGCCAGGACCAGAUGGUAUUUCCAACGAGAUGCUCACCCACCUUGGAACUGCUGCAAUAAGGAAAUUAAAACCUAGAAAGUCGCCAGGACCAGAUGGUAUUUCCAACGAGAUGCUCACCCACCUUGGAACUGCUGCAAUAAGGAAAUUAAAACCUAGAAAGUCGCCAGGACCAGAUGGUAUUUCCAACGAGAUGCUCACCCACCUUGGAACUGCUGCAAUAAGGAAAUUAAAACCUAGAAAGUCGCCAGGACCAGAUGGUAUUUCCAACGAGAUGCUCACCCACCUUGGAACUGCUGCAAUAAGGAAAUUAAAACCUAGAAAGUCGCCAGGACCAGAUGGUAUUUCCAACGAGAUGCUCACCCACCUUGGAACUGCUGCAAUAAGGAAAUUAAAACCUAGAAAGUCGCCAGGACCAGAUGGUAUUUCCAACGAGAUGCCCACCCACCUUGGAACUGCUGCAAUAAGGAAAUUAAAACCUAGAAAGUCGCCAGGACCAGAUGGUAUUUCCAACGAGAUGCUCACCCACCUUGGAACUGCUGCAAUAAGGAAAUUAAAACCUAGAAAGUCGCCAGGACCAGAUGGUAUUUCCAACGAGAUGCUCACCCACCUUGGAACUGCUGCAAUAAGGAAAUUAAAACCUAGAAAGUCGCCAGGACCAGAUGGUAUUUCCAACGAGAUGCUCACCCACCUUGGAACUGCUGCAAUAAGGAAAUUAAAACCUAGAAAGUCGCCAGGACCAGAUGGUAUUUCCAACGAGAUGCUCACCCACCUUGGAACUGCUGCAAUAAGGAAAUUAAAACCUAGAAAGUCGCCAGGACCAGAUGGUAUUUCCAACGAGAUGCUCACCCACCUUGGAACUGCUGCAAUAAGGAAAUUAAAACCUAGAAAGUCGCCAGGACCAGAUGGUAUUUCCAACGAGAUGCUCACCCACCUUGGAACUGCUGCAAUAAGGAAAUUAAAACCUAGAAAGUCGCCAGGACCAGAUGGUAUUUCCAACGAGAUGCUCACCCACCUUGGAACUGCUGCAAUAAGGAAAUUAAAACCUAGAAAGUCGCCAGGACCAGAUGGUAUUUCCAACGAGAUGCUCACCCAGCCGUGGAACUGCUGGAAUAAGGAAAUUAAAACCUAG